AAAGAGCUGAGAUAAAUUAGAAAUUGGAUACGGAAUGAAAGGAAGAGGAAAGAAAUGAGAUGAAACAGGUACCGAACACCGAGCGAAAACCAUCAAUAAAAGAAAGAGGAAGGAAAGGGGGUAUUUGUACUUGCAUGACAACUGAAAUGGAGAUGUAUAGUUUCACAACUGUAUAUUAAAGGAACUUUGAAUUGAAACAACUAUUGGAAAACAAGAAAAUGAAGGCAUAAUAAUUUCACUACACAUAGUCCAUACACCUAAUAUCCAACAAUGUUACAACAUUUCAUGGGAACUCAAUUCAAAAUUUCUCUUCUUUUCUUGUUCUUUUACUCAGCUUUAUCUAAGCAAAUCCAACUAAAUUCCACUUUGGAACACAAAGCUUUACUUGAUCUUAGAUCAUCUUUGGGUAUCAAAGCAAAAUACUGGCCAAGAAAGUCUGAUCCUUGUACAAAUUGGACUGGAAUUCAAUGCAACAAUGGCAAAGUUGUAGCUAUAAAGUUAACAGGACUAAGAAGAAGUCACCAAGGGAGUUUUUCUCCACAGUUUUCUGUUGAUUCUUUAGCCAAUUUUACUCACUUGACAUCAUUCAACUCAUCAAGUUUCAUUCUUCCAGGGCCAAUUCCUGAUUGGUUUGGCCAAAAGUUAACUAACCUUAAACAACUUGAUCUUAGUUCAAGUUCAAUUCUUGGUUCACUUCCAACAUCACUUGGGAGUUUGAGUAAUCUUGAGUUUCUAUCUUUGUUUAACAAUUCAAUCACAGGUAUUGUUCCUAUACAACUUGGGAAUUUGAGUUCUUUAAGCGUUCUUGAUCUUUCUUGGAAUUCACUAACAGGUUCAAUUCCAAGUUCUUUAUCAGAUAUUGUGAAUCUGUCAGUUCUUGAUUUGUCUUCAAAUUCUUUGUCUGGACCAAUUCCUGUUGAAUUUGGUUCAUUUCUUGGACUUAAGUUCCUUAACUUGUCAAAUAACAGUUUGAGUUCUUAUAUUCCUGCUCAAAUUGGUAAUCUUACUCAGUUGGUUGAACUUGACCUUGGGUAUAAUUACUUGUCAGGGUCAUUGCCUGAGGGUUUAUCAAGAUUGAGAAAUUUGAGUAAAUUGUUAGUUGGAAACAAUGAGCUAGAGGGUGCAUUGCCUAGUACUUUGUUUUCUUCAAAUUUUUCUGCAUUGGAGUAUGUAAGUCUCAGUUGGAAUCGAUUCGAAGGCGAAAUUCCUGAUGUAUUGUGGUCAUUGUCUGAUUUGAGGAUUCUUGAUAUUUCAGGGAACAAUUUCACUGGUGUGGUUCCUAGUUUUACCUAUUUUAGUGCUACCGGUGCUUUAUAUAACCUUUCAAAUAAUCUUUUCUAUGGAAAUGUAACGUUUGAUAUUCGGAGUUUUCAGUCGAUUGAUCUGUCUAACAACUAUUUUCAAGGACUAGCACCUGAUAAAUCUGGUGUCCGAGUUACGGAGAAUUGCUUUACAAGGUCAUUGAAUCAGAGGAGUUUAGAAGAUUGUAGUAGAUUUUAUGAUGAUAGGGGUCUAGUUUUCUUCAAUGACAGAAGCCAAAUUCCAGUACAAAGACACUCGAAGAAAGGGCAUAAACAUUUGCUUAUAAUGGUUGGCGUUUUUGGUGGAGUUGGUGUUCUUUUGCUUUUGGCAUUAGUCAUUUUAUUGUUUUGGAAGAUGUGCUAUAGAGGUAAUUCAAACCAAAGAGGCAUAUCGAACGUUAGUCCUGUUGUGGAAGGAGGCAAUAAUCAGGAACCACCAGUAAAGUUCCCUAGUGAUAUAUCUGGUUCGAUCGAAUCAUUUACUUAUGAUCAGAUACUACAAGCCACAAGCAACUUCAAUGAAUUAAACCUUAUCAAGAAUGGUCACACAGGAGAUAUUUUUCGAGGAAUAUUAGAAGGCGGUGCCACCGUAGUUAUCAAGAAAGUUAAUGUUGAGAAAGAAACAUACAAGUUGGAGUUGGAUUUGUUAAACUGGACAACACACCAUAGGCUUGUCCCUUUUUUGGGACAUUGCUUAGAGCAUGAGAAUGAGAAAUUCUUGGUCUAUAAAUAUAUGCCAAAUGGAGAUUUAUUCAAUAUGUUGUCCCGGGAUACGGAUUUAGAAGACGAAAAUGGACAGUCUUUGGAUUGGAUAACAAGAUUAAAAAUUGCAACAGGUGCUGCAGAAGGUUUAGUUUAUUUGCAUCAUGAGUGUAAUCCUCCCCUUGUUCAUAGAGAUGUUCAAGCUAGCAGUAUCCUUCUCGACGAUAAAUUUGAAGUACGACUGGGAAGUUUGAGCUACGUUUGUGCACAGGAAGGUGAAAAUCAGAAUUUGAUGACAAAGUUUUUCCGCACACCAAAGAAUCCUGAGGGAGACCUUACUGGAUCUUCUUCAUUUCCAAGUUGCAAUUAUGAUGUAUACUGUUUCGGGAGGGUUUUACUCGAGCUUGUAACUGGUAAUGUCGGCGUAAGCCACUCAGAUGAUGAUGCCUCAACCAAGGAGUGGUUGGACAAACUUCUUCCUUUCAUCACUAUAUGCGAGAAAGAACUAGUGGCCAAGAUUGUCGAUCCAUCUCUAAUUAUAGACGAUGACUUAUUGGAAGAGAUAUGGGCCGUAGCAAUAGUAGCCAAAGCAUGUCUUAAUCCGAGGCCUUCUAGACGUCCUGAAAUGAGACGCGUCCUAAAAGCGCUAGAGAACCCUUUCAAGGUUGUUAGGGAGGGAAGUUUCAACUCUAGAAGGCUACGAAAUACUUCAUCGAGGCGAUCCUGGGGUGCUGCUUUUCUUGGUAGUUGGCAUCACAGCUCACAAGAUAGUACUAAUGCUUGUGGCCAAACAAGCAAAGAGGCAGUCAUGAGCCUCAAACAGUCAGGAAGAGUGGGAUCUCAUUCUCAUAGCAGUGGGAAUGAUCAUUCAUCAUCGAAUAAGAGAUCGUCUAGUGAGAUUUUCCCCGAACCUCAGGACACACUAGAUAUAGAGAGACAAGACACGAGCUAGCCGUCCUGAGCUGUGUUGCUCGGACUCUUCAAAAAUGUCGAUGGAUGCGUGUCGGAUCCUCCAAAAAUAGCGUAUUUCUGAAGGAUCCAACACGGGUGCGGCAACAUUUUUGGAGAGUCCGAGCAACUUAUGUCCUGAGAGUUCUAAAGGUACCUCAUCAUUUGCAUUUAACCUAUGCCAAAUGCAUUUCUGCAGGCCAUGGUUUUGUAAGUAUCAGGGGCUUUGAUUUUUUAUUAGAUGAGUGAUCGUACUAUGAUCGUUCUGGAGACAUGGGCCCCCACGCUACACACAAUUAAUGUGGUUGGUAAAAUCUUUCCCUUCUGCGACCGCCUAUCAAAUUGGAUCGGUAUUUUUGAAUAUGUUGUUACAUCAUGUUGUUCUUUUUUUCAUGAAGGGGAAAUGGGGGAAGGAUUACUAGGUCGGAAAUUGAACCCUCACCAACAAGCUGAAAGUUCAAGUAGUCAACCAACUGAGCUACUAAGAUUCCGCUUUGUUACAUCAUGUACAUGUAUUCUGUUUACCUCUUCUUUUUGUGUGUUACAAACGUGCUUUGUAAAUUUUCAAAAGUUUCCUAUGUUCCUUGAUUGUAUGCAAAAGAGAGAUAUGCUGAUAGAACAAGCAUAUAACUGUGUCAAGAGUGUACAUUAUCUAUUACAGAUUCACAUUUUCAAUGUCCAA
Messenger RNA from Capsicum annuum, 3633 nucleotides. RefSeq names its product probable LRR receptor-like serine/threonine-protein kinase At2g16250. The record is from RefSeq and is a predicted model, not a curated record. Gene Ontology annotation, biological process: protein phosphorylation. Gene Ontology annotation, molecular function: protein binding; protein kinase activity; ATP binding. The transcript has 4 exons. NCBI's taxonomy places the organism in Eukaryota, Viridiplantae, Streptophyta, Magnoliopsida, Solanales, Solanaceae. The coding region runs from base 271 to 2955 and encodes 894 amino acids.